Messenger RNA from Puccinia graminis f. sp. tritici CRL 75-36-700-3, 1719 nucleotides. RefSeq lists its product as uncharacterized. The record is from RefSeq and is a predicted model, not a curated record. NCBI's taxonomy places the organism in Eukaryota, Fungi, Basidiomycota, Pucciniomycetes, Pucciniales, Pucciniaceae. The coding region runs from base 1 to 1719 and encodes 572 amino acids. The transcript is spliced from 11 exons.
AUGUUUUCCGCGACAAGCACACGUUGGCGGCACACCUACCAGAUUGUCGUGUUCAGCGCGUUGGCAUCCCAAUGUCUCGGCUCUACAGACCCUUCCACCCAACCACCCUCCACCCCUCAUCUGGUCCGUCGUCUGCUGACACCGGCUUCAUCACCGCAAAGUUCAACCGGCUUGGCCCCCAAUGGGGCCGUUACACCCAACCCAUGUGCACCCAUGGAUUUGUCACCGCAAACUUGGGUGGAUCUUGGGAUUGAUGACUACAUUGCCAGCUAUCCGAAUGCCGACAAACUCACCAUUCAGCAAUUCGCCGCUGAGCUCAACAUGCCCAACUUCUUUUGCGGCAUCGGCAUGCAAUGCUCGGCUGGCCAACUUUGCCAUCCAGCUGCUGGUGUGAACUGGCUUAUCCUUUACGCCAUCCAAGAAUGGAACGCGUACAUGAACAGCUUCUACAGCGCUAUCGAAGACGCGGUCUCUCUCAUGAGGGAUGCUUCUGCCGACAUCGCUUCUGAUUUCAUUCCCCGCGUUAAGCCGGAGUCCGAUCUUUACGGAUGGUCGGUCGCCACCGUCGUAGUUGGAGUCUUGGCUACCUUUACAGCUUUAAUCGUCCCUGCGGUGCUACCCGCAGACGCGAUGCAAAUGGUAGUCGACGCCAGCGCAAUAGGAGCCGGUGCAGGUUUGCUGGGAGGAUUAGAACUCCCGCAGGUUGGACGGACCACUGCGAAUGAGAAGUUCCUCGCCGAGUUACAAGCAGCUCACGCACAAGCCAAUGGCGAACAGCCCGCCGACGUUUGGUCUAGUCAUGAUUCAAAGGUCCUUGCCGAUUUCCUGAACGACAGGCGCAAAACGCCAAAAAACCCUGACCACCACUCCCCCAGUCCCAGCCCACAGCCCUCACCCCCCUCCUCGCCUCGCCCAACAGGCCCGACUCCACCAGCUCCCAAUCAAAGCCCGGUUCCACCAGCACCCAAUCAAAGCCCAUUUCCACCAGCACCCAAUCAAAGUCCGGCUCCGCAUCUCCGAAAACGAACUCUCACUCCGGAUGAACUACCCAAGAAGAGACACCCCGCUCCCUAUGCCUUUACUCGAUGGACCCGAAUGUCAUCCCACUUGACUGUCCUUCAAAACGAUCUACAAGGUGUUGUCGCAGCCACUGUUGAAGUGGCUACUCUCCAGCCCCUAUUGGCUCAAGGAGGAGUCGCCGAAAUCCUGCGUGAAGGCUCCUUCUUGUACAAGAAUCCUACACAAACCUUCAUGGCUGAUAAUGUCAAAGCUUUGGCCCAAAUCAGCGCAUUGUCGGAGUUCUUUAAAUCCAUCAAAAUGUUCGUCACCAUUGGAAGUGAUGAUUGCAGAUUCAAAGGUCCAAACGGGGCCAAGAACCACGAGCAAGAUUUGUCUUCAUGCACCAAAGAUGGCCUAAUGAUGAACAUCGUUCGCGCAGAAGGUAAUAAAGUCGUCAACAAGACCCCUAACGCCCGACUCCUUCAAUCCAAGUAUGGUUAUUCGGUCCAGUAUCUUACCAACUUGGCCUGGGAAUGCCAGAAGAAAUAUGGUGUUCAAAAAGAAGGCGAAACUACCUUCCCGCCACCAACGAGCAUGCACUCGGAUUGUAUAUUCUCUAUCCCCGUUUGUGAUUGCACCCUUCCCGAGGUCAAACGCUUGCGCAAGAAGAAGAAAGGCACCGUCAAAGCCUGCCGAAUCGGCGCCGGUCUUCCCAUCUGA